Messenger RNA from Girardinichthys multiradiatus, 1566 nucleotides. RefSeq names its product Wnt-activated inhibitory factor 2 (gene tpbgl). Gene Ontology annotation, biological process: negative regulation of canonical Wnt signaling pathway. Gene Ontology annotation, molecular function: protein binding. Lineage: Eukaryota; Metazoa; Chordata; Actinopteri; Cyprinodontiformes; Goodeidae. Bases 232 to 1296 code for a protein of 354 amino acids. The transcript has a single exon. The record is from RefSeq and is a predicted model, not a curated record. Gene Ontology annotation, cellular component: plasma membrane.
ACCAGCGCAGAUCAGCAGCUUUUCCACGCAACCCCGCCACGCUGAUGUCCAGCGCUCAGCUGCGCAAAGAUCCCAGACAGCUAAUCCUUUCUGUGGACAGACACUCUGAGACUGAGGUGACGAUGGGUGGAGAGUUCUUAAUAUCCUGACUGUUAGAGAUUAGCAAGUCGCUUUCAAUGACUCGACUUUACGUCAUAAUUUCAGGCUUUUAGACAACCAGUGAAUGGAAAGAUGCGGAUAACUCACAGGGCCCAACAUUUAAGUUGUGUUUUCUCUGUUUGGAACCAGCGGGGUUUGCAUUACGUGGCGCUGCUGUGUUUGUUGUCUUCGCCAGUCAGGACUGAUGACGCCUGCCCGUCCUCUUGCAGCUGUGCCAUGGACUCGGGAACUGUGACCUGCUUACCUGAUGGGUGGCAAACUGAUCUCCCUGCAGACAUCCCGAGGUGGACGUCCACUCUGAUAAUUAAAGGUAGAAACAUCCCAACUUUACCUCAAGGCGCUUUCACCGUCAACGGCACCGAGUUGGAAAUGGUGACACUCUCGCUUUCCCAUAACGGGAUCCAGACUAUUGAGCCGUACGCUUUCCUGGGUCUCACCCGCUUACAUCUGCUAGAUCUGAGCCAUAAUCAGCUGGAGACCAUCUCAUCCAGGGCUUUCCAUGGAAUACCGGAAUUGCGCUCUCUUUUUCUCAAUUGCUCUGUUUCUCUCGAUGCCACGGCGCAGCUUUCCGGUGCGCUCAGCGCGCAAAGUUUGCGUAACCUCUAUAGAUUGGAGCUGGCGGGGAAUAUGCUAAAGUCUAUACCCAUGGAAAAGUUAGAUAUAUAUAACCUGCAUGCGUUAGUGCUCAUAAAUAACUCAAUGGAGAACAUCGGGAUUGAAAACAUAUCCAGUCUUUACCAGCAAAGGCGCAUCCGCGUCUACUUGGCUUUAAAUCCGUUUCGGUGCAACUGUGAACUGGGGGCGUUUUACUACUGGUUGAAAAACUCAUCUCAGUGUCAGGACGCUGAACGGGUCAUUUGCAGUGAGCCGGAAGCGAGAAGGGGGAUCCCCGUGGAAAAGCUCCGUGGAGAGGAGGUGGAUUGUCCGAACGAGAACCUGGAGGCGGUGUCGUAUGUCUUCCUCGGUAUUGUCUUGGCUCUGAUAGGGGUGGUGUUUCUCAUGGUGUUGUAUCUCAACCGGCGAGGCAUCAAACGGUGGCUCAACAACAUCCGAGAGGCGUGCAGGGACCAGAUGGAGGUCUACCAUUACCGCUACGAGCAGGACUCGGACCCGAGGCUGGCCAACGUGGCAGUUUAACUCCCUGGAAAAAUCCUCCCAGUGCUGUGGUGGGAGAGGACAGAUAAGACAAUGUAUGAUGAAUCAAGAUGUUCAUAAAAAGGAGAGAAAACUGGCCUAUAACAUGCAAAUCUCAAUUCGUGAUAUAGAGCAGGAGACAAGUGAGUCUUAGUAAAUUAGAAUAACAUUGAACGCUUUUUCAUUUGAAGAUUACACACAAUUAUAUGUUUCAAGAUUAUUCCUGUUCGUUUUUAUGGUACUGGCUUUCAGGUAAUAAAAAUCCAAAAUUCA